This is a messenger RNA of Ochlerotatus camptorhynchus, 1737 nucleotides long. RefSeq names its product H/ACA ribonucleoprotein complex non-core subunit NAF1. Gene Ontology annotation, biological process: pseudouridine synthesis; ribosome biogenesis; box H/ACA snoRNP assembly. The record is from RefSeq and is a predicted model, not a curated record. Gene Ontology annotation, molecular function: RNA binding. Bases 118 to 1593 code for a protein of 491 amino acids. NCBI's taxonomy places the organism in Eukaryota, Metazoa, Arthropoda, Insecta, Diptera, Culicidae. The transcript is spliced from 3 exons. Gene Ontology annotation, cellular component: sno(s)RNA-containing ribonucleoprotein complex.
CAAAAUAAUGAAAGAUAACAUGUGUUGUGGUUACCAGCGUGUUCUACAGAGUGAAUCAAUCCACUGAUCCUUUGGAAUUAUUGCUUUUUGUGAUUUUGUGCAUUGUCCUUCGAAACAAUGGAACCCCAAGAAAGUAAAACAAUAGACGCUGAGGAUACAAGAGGAGAAAAUAGUGAAACCGUAAAACUACCGGUAUCACUGACUGAAGUAUCAAUAGCCGAGAAAGUUGCAGAUGAUUCUACAUCCAAACAAAUGGAACAAGUUAACGCUGCACCUGUCGAAAUAAACGAUAAAGAAAUGAAAAUUCCCACACAGGAAGGAAGCUCGGAACAAUCUGCAACUUCGAAAGAAAAUAUGGAAUCGACCGAAAUCGAAAUGACGACAGAGAGUGCUGCCGCUGUCCAAUCUAUUGUGUUUAAAGAAGAGCCAACAGAUGCGGAAAUGGAAUCAGCAGAGGACUUCACCCGCAGAGCGUCGGAUUUUCCGACAGUACCCCGCAUAAGCGUAAAACAAGAGAUUCCAACAUCCUUCCAAGAACAAGUAGCUGCAGAGCAAGCGAUGGAAUCUAAGGCCGUGCUUCAGAUAAAUAACAGUGCCCUAGCAUUGCUAAGUCAAUACAUCAGUUCGGAAUCAGAAUCCAAUAUAACAGAUUCAGAUGAAGAACUGCCGAGAAAAAAUACACAAGCGGUGCGCUGUGUUUCGACAAGUUCGGAAAGCUCUGAUGAUGUUCAAGUUAUUCGAAACACCAGUAGCUAUCGUAUGCAAGAUGUCCCGGUGAUUGUGAGUGACACAGAAACAACAGCCACUGGAAUGGAUGAUUCUGAGAAUGAGAUUUCUGAAGAUGAGGAUGGUCCGCAAGUUAAUCCUCCUAUCAAAAGCAAAGGAGAAGUGCUUCUAAAUGAAUUACCACCGAUCGAGGAUCUUCAAAUUUCUGUAUCGGAGGCAGAAUGCAAACCAAUUGGACACGUCCAAUCCAUUGUUGCCCAGAUAGUCAUUGUUCAGUCAUAUGCUGGAGUCGAACUGCUGAAUUUGGAAACGGUUCUUUUCCUGGAGAAAGGCAAACGAGCAUUGGGGAAAAUCUUUGACGUAAUUGGACAAGUGGUCGCUCCUAUGUAUUGUGUUCUGUUUAACAAUCGGCAAGAUGUUGUCCGCAGAGGAAUAUCCGUUGGAAUGCCGGUGUAUUGCGCACCCCAGACAGAGCAUACAUCUUUUAUCAUUCUUUCGGAUUUGAUGAGACACAAAGGAUCAGAUGCCAGCUGGCUGGAUGAUAAUGAAGCUCCGGAUCAUGUACUGGAUUAUUCCGACGAUGAGCAGGAAAGAAGAGCACGAAGGCGACGCGGUAGUUGUUCGUCAAGUGGGCGGAAUUCACCCGACGGAGGACAUCCGUCUUAUCAGCCAUACCAGGUUCACCAGCCUCACCACCAGCGACGAGGACGGGGAGGUGGCUAUCGUGGUCGGCAAGGUCAUAGUUGGCAUGAUAAUUUUCCGGUGCAGCAUCAACCACAAAGGGUCAUUAAUCCAUUUGCUUUCGUUGCUGGAGUACCACCACCGCCACCGCCUCCGCCUCCGCCACCAGGAAGUAACAACAACUAAUCGUACUUCCGGCCUGAGGUUUUAUUUUGAGUUACUAGAAAUUACUAUUUUAAAAUUACACUAUUUGUAAUUCUAAAUAAUCGUUUUUUGAAUUUUAUUGAACUGAAUAAAUCACUUAUUAUGAAUUAAUAAAAAAGUACAUAC